Dentiscutata erythropus is the source of this 262-nucleotide messenger RNA. The record is from the annotation of a GenBank genome assembly. Lineage: Eukaryota; Fungi; Glomeromycota; Glomeromycetes; Diversisporales; Gigasporaceae.
AUGAGCAUUAAUCCCUCACACAAUUUGCUUCUUCACUAUGACCAGGAUGAAUUACAAGAGGUUUUAACAAAUAUUCAGACUCUGGAUAAUGAAGGUGACUAUGAUGAUGACUCUUUAUUUAAUUUUGAACAAAACCUGUAUGGGCAAGCUUUAGAUUUAACAGAACAUGAAGAUGAACCAUGGAAAGAGCUUAAUGCUGAAGAUGUGGCAGUUGGGCAGGAUAUUAACUAUGAGGAAAUUGAGGAAGUUGGUAGUGAAUAUA